This is a messenger RNA of Rotaria sp. Silwood2, 567 nucleotides long. The record is from the annotation of a GenBank genome assembly. NCBI's taxonomy places the organism in Eukaryota, Metazoa, Rotifera, Eurotatoria, Philodinida, Philodinidae.
AUGCGACACUUAACACAAAAAGAGCGUUUAUUCGUCGUUAAAGAAGCACAAAAGCCAAACAAAAAACUUAGUACAAUUGCACGUGCACUUAGUUGUGAUCGUCGAACAGUUAGUCAUGUUCUUGGUCGUUUCCAUGAAACAGGAUUAUUAAUCGACCAAGAAAAACCAGGUCGACCAACUGCCCUUACUGACAGUCAACAGAAGUUAUUAGAUAAGUAUAUCUCAAAACAUCCAACUGCAACGGCUAAUCAACUUUCUAAUUAUGUCUUUAAUACGUUUGGUAUUCGAGUGAGUGGACGCACGUUACAACGAUAUCGUCGCACUCUUGGAUUUUGUCCAAGGAAACAACAUAUCAAAGUUAAAUCAACACAAGGUCAAGUCGAAAAACGACAUUUAUUUGCAGUACAACAUCAAAAUAGUAAUAUCAAAAAGUGGAUUUUUAUUGACGAAACUCAAGUACAAUUACGUAACACAGGUACAAUUGUUUGGGUAAAGCGUGGUGAACCAACGCCGAUUCAUGAAAUUUCUUCUCUUCGUGCUUAUGCCAACUUAUGGGGUACAAUCUGA